AACAUGUGGCCGAUCCACCAGUAUGCUAUCCUAAAUGAAAUCGCUCUAUGAAAUGCGGCCUUUGAACUCUGAAGAGAGAGAGAGAGUUGAUAAGGAGAAAUCAGAAAAUGGUAGAGAAUGAGAAGAAAGCUGAAGAGACCGAGAAGGGAUAUGACCGGAAAAGAGAGUUGACAACCUUUGAUGAGUCGAAAGCCGGUGUGAAGGGACUAGUAGAUGCCGGGGUAGAGAAAAUCCCACACAUCUUCAACUGUGAAAAAUUCAGUUUCAACAAGAACCCGGGAACCGGCCAAUCUCGGUUCUGCAUUCCGGUGAUAGACUUCGAGGGUGUCCACUCAAGGCCCACCCAGCGAUCCGAGAUUGUUCAGGCAAUCCUUGAUGCAUCCAAGAGAUGGGGUUUCUUUCAGGUUAUCAAUCACGGGAUCCCGACAAGUCUGUUGGAUGGGAUGAUCCAGGGGAUUCGCAGCUUCCAUGAGCAAGACUCAGAGGUGAAGAGAGACUUUUACACGCGGGAUAUCAAUCAGAGAAAGGUCAUUUAUCUUUCCAACUUCGACCUGUACCAGGCACCAGUAACUAAUUGGAGAGACACUUUGGGUUUCGCGAUGGAGCCUGAUCCACCCAGUCGGGAAGAACUGCCCAAUGUUUGCAGGGAUGUGCUAAUAGAAUACUCGAAGCAAGUGAAGCAACUUGGGAUCACCAUUUUCGAGUUGAUAGCGGAGGCUUUAGGAUUAAAACCAAACUACUUCAAGGAAAUGGAUUAUGCAAAGCACCUGCUGAUCUUGGGACACUACUACCCUACCUGCCCCGAACCGGAAUUGGCAAUUGGCACAACAAGCCACUCAGAUAAUGACUUCUUGACCAUACUCUUGCAAGAUAACAUCGGAGGACUGCAGGUCCUCCAUGAAAAUCAGUGGGUUGAUGUUAUUCCAUUGCAUGGAGCUCUCAUCGUCAACAUAGGAGAACUUCUUCAGGUGCCCCCUCUUUUUCUUAUCUGCAGAAAUUCCCCCAGGGUACUAUCCAAAAAGGAAGGCCCGAGGAUUUCGGUGGCAUGUUUCUUCAGGGCACAGGAUGUGAUGGGCAAUGCAUCAAGAACUUACGGGCCCAUCCUUGAGCUGAUAUCGGAGGAAAAUCCCCCGGUCUACAGGAACAUCAAUCUCAAAGACUACAUGGAAUAUUUCUAUAGUAAAGGGCUCGACACAACCUCUGCUUUGACGCCUUUCAAGCUUUGAUGUCCCUUCUCCAUCCAGACCUUAUUACGAAUCUUAGAGGGAGAGAGAAAGAGAAGAUACUGUUGGAGUUUGGAUCGGUACUGCAUGAUGAUUUGUAUAAGACUGUGUGUUUGUUUCUAUUUGUUAAAGUUAAUGUUUUAUAGGGUAGGCGUGUGUUUGUAUUCUUAGGUAGUUUGCAGGUUUUGUAAUGGCAGUUACAUGCUACCUUUCUGUUUUGUGUUCUCAGUGCAAGUGUAAGACAGUUACUUAUGUUGUUGAAUGAAGAAGUUUUUGCAAUU
Molecule: messenger RNA, 1504 nt
Organism: Punica granatum (pomegranate)
Lineage: Eukaryota; Viridiplantae; Streptophyta; Magnoliopsida; Myrtales; Lythraceae
Source: RefSeq, a predicted model, not a curated record